GGAGAAAUGCUAGAAACCACAUGUGGCUGUUAGGAGCCAUAAUUCAGUUAUGGAGCGAUACAAAAUAGCUGCUCUGAAACGCUCAUUUGAAGUGGACGACGUGGACUCCGCCCUGCACUCCUCCUUGCCUCUUACACGCCGAGCACCAUCCAACUCUCAGCGUUUUGCUGUUUCUCCAACCAAUGGCCGGCAUUAUGAACUCUGCUCCAAUGGCACCAAGACUCCUGACACUACUAGGCCCAAAGUGAGAACCCCAGAACCACGCAGGACAGAGCUGGGAUUUGACAUCACAUCAAAAAACAAUGGCAAAGCUAUAGAUGACUCUCCCAGUCCUGGCACAGCUCGGUUUGGUCUGAAGAGGCCAGAUGUCUUGGGCCACAGUAAGACCCCUGAGAUGCAGAAGCACUCUGUCACCUUCAGCAAGACACUUGAAACCAUUGCUCCCAUCACACGUGCAGCUUCUAACAUUGCUCCACACGCAAGCGCUAAACUCCCAGAGACCACUUUCAGGAGAAGCGAACCACCGAGCCCUGGAGACGGAUUGGCGAGAGAGCCUGAAAUCAGCAUCACCAAAGCAACAGACAUCAGAGUUCAUGACAGUCAUCAUCCACUUGUUGUGACAAGGUGUCCAUCAUCUAAUCAUGCCGGCCUGAAAUCUCCUGGUGCUGAUGGACAUCGGUCAGAGGUCAUCACAAGUAUUCACAGCAGUAUGGCAGAUGCAGGAAAGAUGCCUGUGGAGCGGGGUGAGAAGACCAGCACAGAGUUUGGCUAUGUGGGUAUCGAUGCCAUCCUGGAACAGAUGAGGAGGAAAGCCAUGAAACAAGGCUUUGAGUUUAACAUCAUGGUUGUCGGUCAGAGUGGUCUGGGUAAAUCCACACUGAUGAACACACUUUUUAAAUCUAAAGUGAGCCGCAGAUCUGUGAUGACACCAGAGGAAGAGCAAAUCCCCAAGACCAUUGAGAUCAAGUCCAUCAGCCACGACAUCGAGGAAAAAGGAGUGAGAAUGAAGCUGACUGUCAUUGACACACCAGGCUUUGGAGACCAGAUAAACAAUGAGAAUUGCUGGCAGCCCAUCAUGAAAUUCAUUAAUGCACAGUACGAACAGUAUUUACAGGAAGAGAUCAACAUCGACAGGAAGAAGAGGAUUCCAGACUCACGAGUCCACUGCUGCAUAUACUUCAUUCCUCCUACCGGCCACUGUUUGCGGCCAAUUGACAUUGAGUUUAUGAUGCACCUGAGUAAAGUGGUGAACAUUGUCCCUGUUAUUGCCAAGGCAGACACACUCACCCUGGAGGAGAGAGACUUCUUCAAAAAGAAGAUAAGAGAGGACUUGCGAGCCAAUGAAAUCGAGGUCUACCCUCAAAAGGAGUUUGAUGAAGAUGCAGAGGACAGAAUGAUUAAUGAAAAGAUCAGGGAGAUGAUCCCGUUUGCUGUGGUGGGAAGUGAUCAGGAAUAUCAGGUCAAUGGAAAAAGACUUCUGGGCAGGAAAACAAGAUGGGGGACAGUAGAAGUUGAGAACACAGCACACUGUGAGUUUUCCUACCUGCGGGACCUGCUCAUCAGAACUCACAUGCAGAACAUCAAAGACAUCACAAGCAGCAUCCAUUACGAGAUGUAUCGCAUACGCAGAUUCAAUGAGAACAACACACAAACGAAUGGGCAGCCAGCAAUCCACGCCAACGGUAUAGCUGAGCAUGAAAUCCUUUCCCAUGAAAUGUAAACAUCAAUCUGCCCAUACAUCCAUCCAUUCAUCUGUCCAUCUGAUUCUACGUCAAUCCCAACAUUUUUAACAUCAACAUUUUCUUCCUGUAUUUACUCUGCCUCCAUUUUGUCUUGUGGUUUCAGCUGACCACUAAUUUUCCAAAAAAACAAAACAAAAAAAAACCUUAUGUGUGGAAAUGAAUCUGAGUGGCACGUUUAAGCCUGUAGCAAAAUGUGAUGUUCUGUAAUUUAUUUGUUUAGUAUUUUAUUAAAGAUGUACUACUGUGUGUCUUUUCAAUAUCCUCAUUUAAGGGAAUUACUCAGAGUGGAAAUAAUGACAUCUGUCAAAAGUGUACCAUGCCAUAGUCCAUAAAGCUUAAAUCAUUGGUUUAAUUUGAACUUGAUGAUCAUCGUAUGACUGUUCAGCAUUCAAAAAUGUUUAAAUAAAAAUGUGCUUUAGGGGCUUUAGAGCCGAAUAAAUAAGGUUUUUGUGUGAAAAUCUUUGACAUAUUUUCAUGGAACAAAGACAAACGUGGAAAAUUAUUUCUGGUGUAUUACAGUCCUGUACUCUAGAAAAUGUGACCCUGACCCUGAGCAGUCACUUCAUUUCAGACAUGAGGCUUGAUGAAUGUAGUCAAUGAAAACAUUUUUUAAUCAAGUGUUAACAGAUUUUAAGGCAUUUUAGUAGCCCCUUUUUUGUAGUGACUCUGCCCUGGUAUCUUCACUGAUUUUUGAUAUGUUCACGUACUUUGUGCCAUAUUUGCAUUUUUUUCAGUUUUUUUAAGCAUAGAUCAUUUAUAUUAUUAUUGUAAUUAUUGUGCUUUUUAUUUGUAAAACAAACUAAAUGUCCUUAUGUUUUUAGGCUAACAUUCAUAUUUUGAUUUGUAAAGAAUUAUGUAUUUAUAUACUGCAAGUUACCCAAAUGUAAUAGUAUGGUUUUUGUAGAUCACAUAUUUAGAUUUCCAGAAUGUUAUUACAGUGACCCUCAGUCUCAUUGUUUAGUAAAGCAAGUUCUGAAUCAGUCUAUCCAUCUCUCUUCAUUCUGUAUAAAUGCCACUGUGAUAUAUUAAUUAUAUGCAUUUUAUUUUGUUAGUGGAAAACCACAUCAUUAAUAAUUAUGUGGGCAGCUGAAUAAUUUGGUUAAUAAUAACAAAGUGUCCUGGAUAUAAGCCAUCUAUUUUUUAUUUUAUUUUUAUUUUUUUUACAAUGGUAAAAGGGUUUAUCUUAUGGACCUUAAAAUAUUUUUACCUGUUUGCAGAUGAUCUGUCUAAAUAAAUUUUUUGCUUAAAUAAUGUCUCUCUGCAUAUUUUGUAGGGCCUGAAUUUGGUGUGUUUUUAAUAAGAUAGCUAACAAAACAUCACAAUUUUGUCCCACCAAUUGUUGGCCAGUAAAUAGCAUUAUAUUAGAAUAACAUAUGAGCUUCUAUGGAUGUCAGCAAAUUCUUUGAGUCAAUCACGUUAUUUUCCAUCCCAAAACCAAAAAUAAUUUACAGUAUUCUAGUGUCCUGUUUGACCCUGAUUAUGUCCAGGCUGAGAUGUACUUUAAAACAGAUAAUUUUAUUAAUAUUGUACACCUUAUUGUAUUUUGUUGUAGUAUAAGUUCAGAGUUAUCGUAUUGAUUUGAAAAAUAAAAAUACAAAUAAAGGUUGCUAUUUUUUAUUGUCAUCAAAUUUUGUGUGUGAUAUUUUGUAUGCAUGCAUAUGUUAUUGGUAAAAAGUCCUUAUUGAAUGGAAUUUGUUUUAUAUAAUUAUUGUUCAUACAGUACAUUCAAUGUUGUAAGAGAAAAUGUACACUCAUUAUAUGGCUAAAUUAACCAACUGCUGGGAUUGUGAUUUGUUUCUGCACAUGUUGGUGAAUGUCUGUGAAUCAGGAGGUAAUGUCACUUAAGUAGGCCAUCUGCGGUAAUGAUUAUGGGGAAAUUAUGCUGAAUUGAAUGUAAGAAUACCAUGGUGAAAAUGUAAUAAAAAAAAAA
This is a messenger RNA of Xyrauchen texanus (razorback sucker), 3672 nucleotides long. It is a transcript of the gene septin9b, whose product is annotated as septin 9b. Bases 50 to 1720 code for a protein of 556 amino acids. Gene Ontology annotation, cellular component: septin complex; septin ring; microtubule cytoskeleton. Lineage: Eukaryota; Metazoa; Chordata; Actinopteri; Cypriniformes; Catostomidae. The record is from RefSeq and is a predicted model, not a curated record. Gene Ontology annotation, molecular function: GTPase activity; GTP binding; molecular adaptor activity. Gene Ontology annotation, biological process: cytoskeleton-dependent cytokinesis. The transcript has 12 exons.